Messenger RNA from Ambispora gerdemannii, 1170 nucleotides. Lineage: Eukaryota; Fungi; Glomeromycota; Glomeromycetes; Archaeosporales; Ambisporaceae. The record is from the annotation of a GenBank genome assembly.
AUGAGUGAGCAAAAUCUUAUUUUCGAAGCGAUUCACACAUCAAAAAAUCUAUCUUCCGGCGACGAUGCAAAAAGCGAAUAUUAUAACACAAAGAAUAAUAAGGAAGUCGAUUCCAAUCGUGGUGGUGUUAGUAUCAACAACAAGACAUUAGGAAAUUCAACAGCUAAAACAAGUAAUAGUAGUAAUCCACCGAAGAUAAACUUUUCGGUAUUGAAACCGCCACAGCCAGUGAAAUUAGGCGAAGACGAAGUAGAUAGAAGUCUUGAAUUACAUUCAGAGAGUUCUACAGCGCCUAAUGUUAAGUUAGAAACCACGACUUCAACCCCACAACCUAAUCAUGUAACCUCGCAGCAGUCAUUGAACACCCACAUCCCUAAUAAUCAACAAGAACAAAAACCAUUACCUACGACAGAGAUAGAAGCGGAUAAAAAGAAACGAAAAAGAAGUCGAUGGGAUCAAGCAGGAUCAAAUCAAACUGCUACUAUUCCAACAACACCACAAUCUUCCACUGCUACACGCCGCACAGCGAAAAGUAAUUCAGCUCCAUCACAAAUAUACACAUCUGCUGAUAAACGUCAAUUUGCUAAAUUUUCGGAUACUUAUAAACCGGGAAUGAUCAAAGUUGGAUCUAAAUGGGUGUAUCCAGAAGAUGAAAUAAUCGAUGGUGGAACAUGGGAACAUAAGAAACGUGCCGAAGAAAUGAAACGAACUGCCGAUCAAGCAGCACUUUUGACGCAACAGGCAGAGGCUAAACGCGCACACCAUAUUGCUGAUUUUCUGCCAAAAGAAGAAUUACAUAAAUUUGAGUCAAAAGUGAAGGCGGUCAAAACGGGCGAAGUUUCUCCCAGUUAUGAAGAUUAUGCAAAUAAUAAGUUGGACCCAACGAAUAUUGGGUUCAAAAUGUUGAUGAAACAAGGAUGGCAGGCAGGAUCAGGACUUGGGAAAUCUGGCGAGGGAAUUGCUGCACCUAUAAAUAAAGCUGAUACUCGUCCUGCCAAUGCUGGUUUAGGUCAAACGAAACCAGAUGGAGUGGAAGAGGAGGAUGAUGAAUUUGAAAUUUAUCGAAAGAGAAUGAUGCUUGCAUACAGAUUUAGACCUAAUCCUCUGUCUCGGCCUCCCUUCUUACUACUAGGUUUCCUCCUUCGUCCACCACUUUCUCUAUACCUUUAG